GGCCGGGCAUGCCGGGAGCCCCUGGGGCAGCCGCUGCCGCCACCGCCGCCGCCACCGCCGCCACCGCGUCCGCCGCCGGUGCGCGCCGCUGACGCGCGGAGAUGAAAUUCCCGGGCUCCGUGCUGGCGUCCGUGUUCCUGUUCGUGGCCGAGACGACGACGGCGCUGUACCUGAGCAGCACCUACCGCUCGCGCGGGGACGGCAUGUGGCAGGCACUGACGCUGCUCUUCUCGCUGCUGCCCUGCGCGCUUGUGCAGCUCACGCUCCUCUUCGUGCACCGUGACUUCAGCCGCGACCGGCCGCUCGUGCUGCUGCUGCACCUGCUGCAGCUCGGGCCCCUCUUCAGGUGUUUCGAAGUCUUUUGCAUCUAUUGUCAGUCAGGCCGCAUUGAAGAGCCUUAUGUCAGCAUCACCAGGAAGCGACAGAUGCCAAAAAAUGGCCUCUCAGAGGAGAUCGAAAAGGAAGUGGGCCAGGCAGAGGGCAAGCUCUUCACCCACCGAUCUGCGUUCAGCCGCGCGUCGGUGAUCCAGGCUUUCCUAGGCUCAGCCCCCCAGCUGACCCUGCAGCUGUACAUAAGCACCCUGCAGCAGCAUGUCACUGUCUCAAGAGGUGUCUUCAUGGGCCUCUCCCUGUUGUCCAUUGUGUACGGAGCCCUGCGCUGCAAUAUCCUGGCCAUCAAGAUCAAAUACGAUGAAUACGAGGUCAAAGUGAAGCCGCUGGCCUAUGUGUGCAUCUUCCUCUGGAGGAGCUUUGAGAUCGCCACUCGCGUCAUUGUCCUGGUCCUCUUCACCUCCGUCCUGAAGGCCUGGGUGGUGAUAGACAUCCUCAUCAACUUCCUCAGCUUCUUCUUCUACCCCUGGAUCCUCUUCUGGUGCAGCGGCUCCCCUUUCCCCGAGAACAUCGAGAAGGCCCUCAGUCGGGUGGGCACCACCAUCGUGCUGGGCUUCCUCACCUUACUCUACGCCGGCAUCAACAUGUUCUGCUGGUCAGCUGUGCAGCUGAAAAUCAACAGCCCCGACCUCAUCAGCAAGUCCCAGAACUGGUACCGGCUCCUGGUGUACUACAUGCUGAGGUUCAUUGAGAACGCCUUCCUCCUCCUCCUGUGGUAUCUUUACAAGACGGACAUCUACAUGUACGUGUGCGCGCCUCUGCUGAUGCUGCAGCUGCUCGUCGGCUACUGCACAGCCAUCCUGUUCAUGGUCGUGUUCUACCAGUUCUUCCACCCUUGCAAAAAGCUCUUUUCCUCUAGCGUUUCUGAAAGCGUUCAGAAGUGGUUCGCGUGCGCUUGCUCCGACUGCCGGCCGCAGCGGUCCUGCGAGUCUGCAGAAAAGUCCGAUCUGAGGUCCCCCGCGGACAGAGAAGAGACACCUUCCAGCAGUAAAAUAAGUUCAGUGCCCAGCCAGAUCUUGAACGCCGAUGAGUUCAGUGCUGCCUAGGAGGACCCGAGUCUCUUGGGGGCACAGACGCAUGGUUUGCCUAGGUUGAUCCCUGUCCUUCAUUCAGCCGAUGGGCCCUGCGCGGUGAGCAAAGCAGGAUGUUAGCUCUCAACUCCCUGUGAGUCACUCCCCUUUCGAGAGCUCUUGGGCGGGCAUGUGGGAGCCGUGGAAAGGAGCCAGGGAAGCCCCCGAGUGUGGAAGGGGCGGCCUAAGGCACCACCAUUCGCAGCUGACCAUGUGCUCCCAGCCGUUCCUGGCCUUUUCAUUGACAAAGUACCCGUGGCAGCUGAGUUGGCUGCUUAGAUCCAUCAUGUAGAAUGAGGGCAGGGGCUUUCUUGUCUUCUAGUUUUCCGGACUGCUGGUCCCGGUAGCCUACUGUUUUAUUAGCUUAAUUUUCACCCAGGAGCUGUCUGAUGAUCGGAGAUGGUCACUGGGGUUUUGCCGUCAGUCCCAUCACUCCUGUCAAGAGUUUUCAGGGAGGGCUGUUGAAGUUUGGUUUUGGCACAGACAGAUGUUCCAUUUUCAUCUCCCUCGGGCUCUUUGUACAUAACCAGCUGUCGCAGCCUUGUUACCUCUAAUGGAUUCAAAAGUCUGGAUUGGGAGAGUUUAUUCUCAAGGAUCCGUGGAUGUAAGAUUGAUUUCUCCAUGUGAUUAGGAAAGCCCUAGAGUUUGGGGAAAAUUGUGUUCCUUCGGUAUGUUGAAGAAACGCUUGAUCAGGAGGGCCGUUAAAGCAUCAAAGUGAUUUAGGCUUUGCUAAGCAGAAUUCUUACCUUCUUGUGGUGGUUGAAGGUGUGAAUCUGCGAGAAGGUAGGCUUAAGUAUCAGUUCAGGGAAAUUUUCAGUAGAUUUUAUUAGGAUUUGCCUUCUUAAGAAAGAAGAAAAUCAAACUCAUAGUCUUUACUCCACUUCUUCCUUGCCUGCGGGAAAGUUUUAGACAAGAGUUACCUUGGUUAACUUUGUUUGUUUGUCUGUUUAAGAAAACUCCACACCUGGCCUAGGUUACACAGGGAUUUUAAUUUUCAUAAUUUGAAGGGAACGGGUUCCACCUGUCAGACACUGACUCAGAAACUUUGAAAUUUUAGAAAGAGAUGACAUGACCAGAAGCUUUUUAUCUUUAACUACAUGCACUUUGAUUUAGCAGGAUUGAGUUAACUUGAACAAGAACUCCGGUUUCAUCCCUCCUCCACUCUCCUGUCUUCAGCAGAAGUUCUCCUUUAAUCUGGAACCCUGUUUCUUUCAUAGGAUUAUGGGACAUGUCCUCAGUUGUCCUGGGAAAAUGCCUGGAUCUAGUGCCAUUAUUUCUACCAAGAAAAACCUUGAUCAUGAAAUACCUGGGAGCAGGUGACUUGUCACUGGUCUGGCUGGACAUUGCAGCUCCAUUAGGGUUGACAGUCUUAAGACCCCUAAUGGCUGAACUUUCUGCCCCAUCCAGUUUCUGACAGCUGGUCUAGGAGGGGACAGGUUAAGAUGGUGAGUUUGAGCAGGAGUUGUAGUCAGAAUUAGACAAGGAUGGAGAGACUGGAAUUUCCCCAGCCUGGGUUUUAGAAGCCUUCUCAAGAACCACUGUAAAAUCUGAGCCUUCAAAUACAUUUAGAGUCAUUUUAAUAGAGGAUAUAGGUAAGCGUCUUGAGUGACCCCAAACCAAACUAACAGCGAUGGUCUUUCAGACUCCCAAAGCCCUGUUCUAAACCAGGUUCAUAGGGAUAAAGAGGUUUAGUAACAGAAACGGCUGUUUUUCCCUCUUUAACUCUUGAUAUGCAGAUAGCCCAGCUUUGGGGCCAUACAUGUCUAAUCACUCUGAGGAAGAAAAACCACUGGUUUUUUUCCUUCAUGGUGAAAGUUUAAGACAUUUUGAGACACGAACUGAGAAAUUUUGUUUUAAAAUUACCCCCGAAAUGGUAAGAACUUGGUUACCCUAAAGACAGACCAACCAGCAAAUUUCCUCCCCUCUUGAGAGUUAAAAAUGUAUUUUUCAGUCAUAAUUCCAACUUUCAGAACUCACUGCUUUGUCUAAUUAAUUCCACGCCGUAACAUGACAGAUGCUCCACCCGAGUCCGUGUCACUUGGCCGGGCGGAGGUGACGCAUUCCCUCCCAGUGUAUGGACACGAGAUCAGCAAACAAAUUGAGCCUUUGUUCAUUACUGGAGACAGUGCAGCACAGAGGUGGGCAUCUCCCUGUCCAACCCUACAAGUUACUUCAUUGCUCUCUGUAUGCCUCAGUUUCCUCACCCACCAAAUUUGCAUGAUAUACUUGCCCAGCCUACCUCACAAGCUUGUCAGGAAGAACAAAUUAAAUAAUAGGUGUGAAAAUGCUUUGAAAAUAUUUUUAAAGUGCCAUACAUGCUUAAAGAAGAUGUUAUUAUAGUCAUUCAAAUCCAUAGACAGGUUAUUGUUAUUUUUUUACUGUUAGAAAAGAAGCAAGUAGGAUCAUUCACGUGAGCGGAGGGACCCCCGUCGGCCUUUGGCCUCGUGGAAGGGCGAGUUGAAAUGGUCUUUAUUUUUGGAGAGAACUCAGCAGUCGCCCUUUCCCUUACCAUCAGUUGCUGACAAAAAUUAGUGCCCCAGCAUAUGGUCCUUGGAAGGAAGAGACCCACUGAAAUCUGAGAAAUUGCUUUUGAUAGCAAACGAGCUUCUCAUUUUGGUAGCCGUCACCUUUCACGAAGGACAUAGCAGCAUCUUUUGUUAAUUUUGCUUUACAAUUGGAAUGCCUGAUCCGGAAGACUUUAAUUGAAUGUGGGCAUAAUCUUUUCAGCCUUGUAAAUGGGGAAAUGAAAAUCACAAUUGAUUGUCAAAUACAGCAUUUCCUUGGAAACCACCUUAGAACAUGAGUGCCAUGGUUAUGAGUGUACGUGUCAGUACUUCUCAACCAGUACAUUGCGGAUGUGUGCGUUUGCAGGCUGCUUCUCUGCAGCCACUCACUCUAAGGAAUAUUGCUUCUGUUUCUUCAUAUAAUAAAUUAAUUUUUCAAUUUC
Phacochoerus africanus (Common warthog) is the source of this 4407-nucleotide messenger RNA. It is a transcript of the gene XK, whose product is annotated as X-linked Kx blood group antigen, Kell and VPS13A binding protein. The coding region runs from base 102 to 1436 and encodes 444 amino acids. NCBI's taxonomy places the organism in Eukaryota, Metazoa, Chordata, Mammalia, Artiodactyla, Suidae. Gene Ontology annotation, cellular component: membrane. The record is from RefSeq and is a predicted model, not a curated record. The transcript is spliced from 3 exons.